Molecule: messenger RNA, 707 nt
Organism: Aspergillus wentii DTO 134E9
Lineage: Eukaryota; Fungi; Ascomycota; Eurotiomycetes; Eurotiales; Aspergillaceae
Exons: 2
Coding region: 13-537 (174 amino acids)
Source: RefSeq, a predicted model, not a curated record
CAACCAUACACGAUGAGUGAGUCGUUGAUUCCUCUUAUUAUUACCCACGAGGUACACCCUCAGACCCUCUCCUCCAUCCUGAUCAACGCCUAUCGAAAAGCCACCGAGAUCAAGUCCCCGCCAACAAUCAUCCUGCUGACAGAAACCAGCAAAGAGGCAAUCCAGGCGUACAACUAUGACUCUAUAACUCAUCCCCCCAUUGACUCUUUCAAAUCCCCAUUUCUCGGCUGGGAUCUUCCAAAAGUGGCACAGUUUCUCACAGAGAAUGCCAAGAAAAGCAGAGUUGACGCGUGGGUGUUUCUGAUUGCCGAUGAGAAGACGGCCGAGGAUGGAGAGACUUUGCUGCUGGCGCAGAGUGACUCGAAUGGACUCAAGUCUGUACGUGUCACCGGGGAGGAUGUGAACACUGAGGCAAUUGCUGUAUCCGUUGCUACGAAGGAUGUGGGCGAGUUGAUUACGUUGGUGGGUGAAGAUGGGGUGUAUCGGAGUGGGUAUAGCAAGAAGAAGGGAGGCAGUGCCCCGAGAAAGCAGCUCUAGUCAGAGAGACAUUAAUUUGGAUAUGAUUAUACUGAGAUGAUGAUCAGUAGGAUCAAAAAUUCACGAGGUACCUUGAUUCUGUUGACAUGGCAAAAUUCAAGUCGGUGUCAUUUGAACUGUUCGUCAAGUCACCAGUAUUUUGCCAGGCGCUAUUCCUAUUCAAUUCCAGC